Danio aesculapii is the source of this 1785-nucleotide messenger RNA. RefSeq lists its product as uncharacterized. The record is from RefSeq and is a predicted model, not a curated record. The transcript has a single exon. The coding region runs from base 1 to 1596 and encodes 531 amino acids. Lineage: Eukaryota; Metazoa; Chordata; Actinopteri; Cypriniformes; Danionidae.
AUGGAGAAAUUUACAAAUCCCGAGAAUUGUUCAUGGACUAUUCAUAAUUGCUUUAAUCUAACUACCUGUGGAUCUAAAAAACCCACACAAUGUCCAAACCUGCAUCCUAUUCCUCCUGGUGGUAUAAUCAAAGGAAACAUCAACAAAACUUUGCUGCACGAUGUUAAUCUUGUGAUAACUCAUGUGACGUAUAAUAUUUCUAAUAUCCUGUCUGCGUAUGUGAAACAUUGUGGUAAUGAUGAUAAAACAUAUGAAUGGUUACAGUCACGCAUCGAUGAUUUAGUCUCUGAUUAUAGAAACAGAAUUGCAGUUCAAAUUCCAUCUGCACGCACAAAACGAGACCUGUUUGGAAAUAUUGCAGGCCUGUUUGGUUCAGUUAAUUCUAUAUCUAACACUUAUAAAAUAACCGGUCAAUCUCAAUUCUCAGUGUGGUUGGCAAACCAGGUGGCCACUGGUUUUCAACAUAUCACCAAUAGUAAUGAAAAUAUUAUCAAAUCGGUCAGAUCUGAAGCGCAGGCGCUUCUCACGAUCAGCCAUACAAUUUUCAAUCAGACCCGUACCAUCGAGCGUGACUUAGCCUGCAGAACUUAUGCACAAGACCUUUUUACCGCUGCAAGACAAGAGAUUUUAGAUUUACGUCUUCGCAAGAUUCCUAGGCAUAUUUUGAAAGAUCUUAUUGAAAUUUUAGAUUUGCAUAGAUGGCUUACAUCAGAAAAAAUGAAAGACAUUAAUUAUUCAGAACUGUUGUCAACAGUAAUGGUGUACACAGGCAAAGAAUGUUCUGACUGUAUUGGGUUUUUCGCCACAUUCCCUUUAAUUCACCCAGAUCAGGUAUAUCUAAAUUCUACUACAAUACGCUCCAUUGGCAUAGUAGUAAAAGAUCAGAUCAUAAAAUGGGAUCAACUGACUGGGUACAUGACUUUGAGAGGAACUGAGAUCUUAUUUUCAACUCGCACUUGUUGUCAUGAAACAUCCAGCUAUAUCAUUUGUACUUGUAAUACCUUACAACCCUUUGCUGUUAAUAGUUCUAAACUGAUUAAUGUACAAUCAUUGCAUGGUCAUUCUGAUGCUGUUCAGGUUUCUCAUACACAGUGGUGUGUCAUCAGUGAAAUGAACUCGUUCACAUAUGGAGGUCUGACCUGUCUUGCAAAUCACACCUUCUGCUUGGAGGUGACAGAGGACUUCUCAAUGGGUCAGAUAAACAUCUUGGGAAGGGUACCAAUGGACAUUGAUGUCUCCCCGUGGUGGGAGGACACUUUCUACGAACAAGGUACACAAACCUUGGUUGACACAAUGGACUUGGUGCAAAAUAUGAUUUUGCAGUCUGAAUAUCAUCUCAAUCAAGCACAGGUGGAGGCAAACCUGGCUAAGAAAACUGCAAGCAUCCUAUCCAGCUCAUCCACCCGCUCAGCCCAGUAUGUCUACACUUGGUGGGAUUGGGUGAUUAGAGGGUGUGCCAUUAGCAGUACUCUCAUCUUUGUAUUCACUCUGCUCCAGUGCUGUUACUUCCAGCACCUUAUCCAUUCCCUACGCAGUUCAGUUUAUGCUGCCAUAACCCUUAGUCCUCUGCAGAUACCAGCUUUGCGCAAAUUGUAACUUUGAUGAAAACCAUCCUAAAAUGAUGGACCCUCAGGGACUGCUCUGAGAUUGCCCCAAGGGACCAGGGAACGAAACUGUAAGGAUGGUUAUAUUUCUCCAUAAUAUCAAAUGCUGAAAAUUGCUGUGAAAUUCUCUAAAGAUCAGACCACGAGAACUAACAUGCUGUAAAACAAUAAACUUUAUAAU